AUGCAGCGACAAGAGUCCAACUUUAGCGAGGACGUCAAGGCGUACCAACCUCAGAACCCCAAGCGCAAGCAGACCUGGAACACUUCCAAUGCCGCCGAUGCCCACGCAGAGGUCAUGGCCGAGUACUUGGCCGAGUCCGUACCCGAGCCUAGGGAGAUUCACAACUUUCGAACUUACUUGAUCGCCAUUAUCAUGUGUAUGGGAGCCGCCGCUUACGGUUACGACACUGGUUUCUUCGGUGGUACCCUCGCCCUACCCUCGUUCAAGAAAGAGUUUGGUCUCCGGGUUCCCCAGGACCUCACCAAGGCUCAACUGGCUACCAAGAGGGCGGACAUGGUCUCCCUCUUCCAGGCAGGAUCCUUCUUCGGUGCCGGUCUUCAAUUGCCUUUUACUGAGAAAUAUGGGAGGAAGUGGUCCGUCAUCUUUUCGAACAUCAUCUUUAUCGCGAGCGCUUUCGCCCAGACGUUUGCCAACGGUUCGGUCCCCGUCUUCGUCUUUGGUCGUUUCCUAGGAGGUUUCGCCGUCGGUUUCUUGUCCUUGGUCAUUCCCGUCUACCUCGCCGAGUUUUCUCCUCCCUCCAUCCGAGGUCGUCUCGUCGGUUUCUUCGACAUCUUCAUCCAAGUCGGUACCCUCGCUGGAUUCUGGAUUAACUACGCCAUCGAGACCACCAUGGAGUCCAACAGGUUCCAAUGGCAGCUCCCCGUCUUCGUCCAGUUCUUCCCCGCUGCCUUCUUGCUCGUCGGUGCCUUCUUCGUACCCGAGUCGCCUAGGUGGUUGUUGAUGGUCGACAAGCGAGAGCUGGCCAUCAAGAACUUGACCCGAAUCCGAGGAAUCCCCGAGGACCACCCUUACCUCGCUUUCGAGCUCAACGAAGUCACCAAGGGAGUCGAGGCCGAACGAGCUCUUCGAGGAGACUCGGGCAUGCUCAGGAUCGCCAAGGAACUCUUCGUCAUCCACACCCACCGAAAGAGGUUGCUCUUCGGUAUGGCCUUGAUCUUCUUCAAGACCUUUUCCGGUGUCCAGGCGGUCAACUAUUACAGCCCUAUCAUCUUUGAGCAACUCGGAUUCGUCGGCGCCAAGAACUCGUUGUUCGCCACCGGGAUUUACGGGACCGUCAAGUUUGUGUGUACCUUGAUCUUUGGGUUCUUUGUCGUCGACCGGGUUGGACGUCGUAUCCCCUUGAUCGCCGGUUCUAUCGGUCUCUCCUUGUGCUUGUUCUUCCUCGGUGGAUACUUGACCGGUGUCGGCCCCAAGGCGGAAGGUGCUCCUCGAGUCGCCGGUGACUACGUCGCCAUCACCUCGCUCUUCCUCUACGCCGCUUGGUACUGCUUCGGUUGGAACUCGGUCCCCUUGACCUUGAUCUCCGAGAUCUUUGGAGCCCGAUACAGGAUCGUCUCGAUGACCGUCUGUUUGAUGUGGCAGUGGCUCUGCACCUUCUCGAUCGUCCGAAUCAUGCCCAUCGCUUUGAACUCGGUCACCACCAAGACCUACUUCAUCUUCGGUUCCAUCUUCUUCUGCGCCGCGCCUUUCGUCUGGUACUUUAUCCCCGAGACCAAGGGAUUGUCCCUCGAGUACAUCGACCGAUUGUUCGACAGCUCCAAGCGAACCGGUGCUGGGCACGUCAACGAGGACAACAUGCCCACCCUCAACUCUUCCGGUAUGGACGAGGACAAGCCCGUCAUCCAGUACUUGGAGAACGCCGCCGAGCAAAAGUUGGCCCCCGUCAAGGAGUAG
Molecule: messenger RNA, 1734 nt
Organism: Filobasidium floriforme
Lineage: Eukaryota; Fungi; Basidiomycota; Tremellomycetes; Filobasidiales; Filobasidiaceae
Product: general substrate transporter
Exons: 7
Coding region: 1-1734 (577 amino acids)
Biological process (GO): carbohydrate transport; transmembrane transport
Cellular component (GO): membrane
Molecular function (GO): carbohydrate:proton symporter activity
Source: RefSeq, a predicted model, not a curated record